Aspergillus fischeri NRRL 181 is the source of this 1272-nucleotide messenger RNA. RefSeq names its product ubiquitin C-terminal hydrolase 37. NCBI's taxonomy places the organism in Eukaryota, Fungi, Ascomycota, Eurotiomycetes, Eurotiales, Aspergillaceae. Gene Ontology annotation, molecular function: cysteine-type deubiquitinase activity. Bases 1 to 1272 code for a protein of 423 amino acids. The record is from RefSeq and is a predicted model, not a curated record. Gene Ontology annotation, biological process: ubiquitin-dependent protein catabolic process; protein deubiquitination. The transcript has 6 exons. Gene Ontology annotation, cellular component: cytoplasm.
AUGAGCCAGCGCAACAAACGCAGAAGAGUGAAUGCCAGUUCAAGCCCAGCAUCUGUGCCGUCGAAUCAUACGAUGGCAAACUCAUUUACUGCAGCGCCAUGCAAUCCUGCCAAUGUGUUGGAAAGGCAAAAAUGGAACGGCUUCUGUGAGCUUGAGUCGGAGCCGGCUAUCUUCAAUGUGAUGUUGCGCGAGUUCGGAGUCAAAGGGGUCAAGGUUCAAGAAGUUGUCUCACUGGACGAUGAAUUGAUGGCAUUUCUAAAUAAACCAGUAUAUGGUCUAAUCUUUCUGUUUCGUUGGCGAGAAGAUGAUCCUGAUAAGCAGGAAGCGAGCUGUCCAGAAGGACUUUGGUUUGCAAACCAGGUCUCUAGUAAUGCCUGCGCAAGCGUGGCACUCCUGAACAUUGUAAACAAUAUCGAAGGAAUUGAGCUUGGGGAAAAUCUACGACAUUUCAGAGAAUUUACGAUGCCGUUCACACCAGCGUUGAGGGGUGAUGCCAUCAACAACUUUGAAUUCGUCAAAAGGAUACACAACUCGUUUGCAAGAAGAAUGGACAUACUGAAUUCAGAUCUACAGCUGAAGGUGGAGGCGACAUCCAAACGUUCUCGAUCGGGCAAGAACAGGCAUGAUGAGUUUGAGACUGACGCUGGAUUCCAUUUUAUCGCGUUUGUCCCGGCGCUGGGCAAAGUCUGGAAGUUUGACGGCUUGGAGCGUCAGCCCCAAGCUCUCGGGGAAUAUGCGCCCGACGAUGACUGGCUGACCCUAGUACGGCCCAACAUCCUCACCAGGAUGGCGGAGUACGAAGAGGAUCAAAUUGAGUUCUCCAUUCUCAGCGUGGCUAAGGAUCCGCUUGUUGAGCUCGAAGAUCAGCUGGCAGUCAAUGUCAAAUGCUUGGAAGCAGUCAACCGCUGGUUGGCUUCCCGCGAGGAGGCCGAGGAAACCUGUCCCGGGCCCGAAAGUCCCGUGUCUCUGCUCGAAAACACAAUACUGGGCCCCGACAGCUCCUUUAACUUAACGAGGCAUCGCAUCGACACUGUGAUCAUCCCACCAGAGCGUGAAGUACAAUAUGCGAAAGCCUCAGCGGAGGAACUGAGGCAGCAUCGAUACUGGCUCAGCAACGAGCAGCGGGAGCUUCGAGCAUCUAUUUUGGAAGAACAGCAAUCCCACCGGGCGGACGAUAACUAUGCAACCGGACGGCGGUUCGACUAUGGUCCAGCAGUGAGAGCGUGGAUUCGGUUUUUGGCGCGCAAAAGAGUCAUAGAGAGCUUGACUUGA